Messenger RNA from Penicillium soppii, 594 nucleotides. Its product is annotated as RHO protein GDP dissociation inhibitor. The transcript has 3 exons. Lineage: Eukaryota; Fungi; Ascomycota; Eurotiomycetes; Eurotiales; Aspergillaceae. Gene Ontology annotation, cellular component: membrane; cytosol; cytoplasm. Gene Ontology annotation, molecular function: protein binding; Rho GDP-dissociation inhibitor activity. The record is from RefSeq and is a predicted model, not a curated record. The coding region runs from base 1 to 594 and encodes 197 amino acids. Gene Ontology annotation, biological process: Rho protein signal transduction.
AUGGCCGACCACGGAGACGAUCUCGCCGCCACCCAAACCGAGGGGUUCAAGGUUGGAGAGAAGAAGACCAUCGAAGAGUACAACCAGCUCGACAAGGACGAUGAAGCCAUGCAGCGCUGGAAGGCCUCGCUGGGUCUGAACGCCGGCGAGCCCAUUCACAACCCCAACGAUCCCCGCAAGUGUAUCAUCAAGUCACUCUCUCUACAGGUUGAGGGCCGCGAAGACGUUGUCAUCGAGCUGGCCACGCCCGACGCUGUCAAGGAACUCAAGGACAAACCAUUCAAGAUCAAGGAGGGUUCCAAGUUCCACAUCAAGGCUACUUUCGAGGUUCACUAUGACGUCCUGAGCGGUCUGAAGUACAUUCAGGUUGUGAAGCGCAAGGGAAUCCGCGUUAGCAAGGAUGAGGAAAUGCUUGGUAGCUAUGCGCCCAACACCAACGUCAAGCCUAUUUAUGAGAAGAUCUUCGCCGAGGAGGAGGCCCCUUCAGGCAUGAUCGCCCGCGGACACUACAAUGCCACGUCGAAGUUCCUCGAUGAUGAUCAGCAUGAACAUCUGCUGUUCGAGUGGUCCUUUGACAUUGCCAAGGAUUGGUAG